AUGGCGCUGGCGAAGACAUCCCGGGGUCUAGGACGCAGGGAUACCGAAGCUGCUAGAGUUCUUAGUGCAGCCGUGGCAAAGGAAGAUACAGAUUCAGAAAGUUCACAUUGUACCCACACAGUUAAAGCCUUGGCGCAGGAGGCGAACCUCGCGCAGAAGCGAGCUGGAGGUCACGACUUCACUGUCGGCCAGACCGCACGCGUCUUCUACGCGGCGGCCGGGGGCAGCGACGACUGGGUGGCGGCGGCGGGGCGCGUGCCGCUCGUGUACACCGUGGAGAUGCCGCGCGGCGGCAACUGGGGCUUCGACCUGCCGCCGUCCGCCAUCCAGCGCACCGUCAGCGCCUUCUGGCCCGCCGUACGCGUCAUGGGCCGGCACGUGCAGCGCUCCGCUUCGGAAAGAGCUGCUUAAAGCUUAAAGCAUUAUUCGCUCUGGAUCCUCUAUAUUCCUGAGGUACUACAUCUGUACUACGUUAUUACAUUAUCAGUAAACGUAAUUACC
This is a messenger RNA of Gryllus bimaculatus (two-spotted cricket), 501 nucleotides long. NCBI's taxonomy places the organism in Eukaryota, Metazoa, Arthropoda, Insecta, Orthoptera, Gryllidae. The record is from the annotation of a GenBank genome assembly.